Catharus ustulatus (Swainson's thrush) is the source of this 4249-nucleotide messenger RNA. RefSeq names its product kelch like family member 8 (gene KLHL8). The record is from RefSeq and is a predicted model, not a curated record. Lineage: Eukaryota; Metazoa; Chordata; Aves; Passeriformes; Turdidae. The transcript has 11 exons. Bases 955 to 2805 code for a protein of 616 amino acids. Gene Ontology annotation, molecular function: protein binding.
GAUCCCGCCGGGCCGAGCCGGUGUGCGGGAAUGAAGGUGGGCUCGGUGGGAAUGGUUCCCAGCGCUGGGAUGUGCGCAGGGAGAGGCGGCAUCGGGGGGUGGUGCUGCGGGGGCACCCACGGAGGGAGCCACGCCGCUCGGGAUGUGGGAAAUGUUCAUUAAAAUGUUCAUUAAAAAUGAACCGAGCCGGGAUUCCGCGCGUUUCAGGGUGCUCCAUGCGGAGACCACAGCCAAAGGUUGUGCCUUAGUGUGCUCACUAUCGGCAUCUUGUGAAGGAUAACGAGUAGUCGCUUAGCUCACCCCAAAACAAAUAUUUGUGUUAAAAAAAAAAAAAAAAACAGCAAGAAAUUACCCGUUGCUGCUGGGGAGAGCCUCAGGAGUUCCUAGCUUCUCCUUUCUUCUCAAAUAAAUAAGAAUUUAAGAUGGCACAGCUCCCUCAGCUCUUGGUACUGGCUGCUGUGUUUUCCUUCCUUUUUUGCUAGGUUCCCUCUUCCCAUCUCACUCAGUUGUUUACUGGGCACUGUGAAGUGUGUCUGAGUUUCCUCCUUUGCCUGAGUCAUUCGUAUGUAUCUUACACUUGCAAAAGUUACAAGACUCAGAGAAACCUGGCUUCCUGUGGUUUCUGUGCUGGUUCCAAAGGCUUCUGCAAGGAUAAUCUGCAAACAAAUGACACUGUGGAGAAGUAUCACAACGAGCAAAAUAGCUCCUCAAGUGCUGUCAAAUUAAAACCACAACAGACGUGUUUCAUAGGUCUUUUCUGGAAAUGGAGGUUAAGCUGCAGAAGGUUCAGCCACCUUCAAGCAAUGCGGUCUGAGGUUUUGAGAAUGGCUGGACUAAAUGCUGCAGUGGAGACUAUUAAAAUAUUGUUAUUUUUAAUAUAGUCUGUCAGAGAAGACAAUAGUGCCCCUCCUUGGAGUUUUUUGAAGAUUGAUGCAGUGAGAGAAGAAACAGCCAAUGGCUUCAGAAUCCAUGGUCCCUGAGCAGGCAAAACAACAUCUGAUAAAGGGAAAAAGGCGGCAGCAGCAGCAGUCUCGGCCUUCCAACAGUGAUGGGGAUGAUGAUGUCUUCGUGUUUGAGGCAAAUGAGGCUUGGAAGGAUUUUCACAGCUCUCUUCUUCACUUCUUUGAAGCUGGAGAGCUCUGUGAUGUUACUCUGAAGGUUGGUUCAAAGCUAAUCUCCUGCCACAAACUGGUGCUGGCUUGCGUUAUCCCGUACUUCCGGGCCAUGUUUCUUUCGGAAAUGGCAGAAGCCAAGCAGAAGCUGAUCGAGAUCAGGGACUUUGACGGCGACGCCAUCGAGGACCUGGUGAAGUUCGCGUACUCGUCGCGGCUCACGCUGACGGUGGACAACGUGCAGCCCCUGCUGUACGCCGCCUGCAUCCUGCAGGUGGAACUGGUGGCCAAGGCCUGCUGUGAGUACAUGAAGCUGCACUUCCACCCCUCCAACUGCCUGGCAGUCAGGGCGUUCGCAGAGAGCCACAACCGCAUCGACCUGAUGGACAUGGCCGAUCAGUUUGCUUGUGAGCAUUUCACAGAAGUGAUGGAGUGCGAGGACUUUGUGAGCGUGUCACCACAGCACCUCUAUAAACUCCUGUCCUCCAGUGACCUGAACAUUGAAAAUGAAAAGCAAGUUUACAAUGCUGCUAUCAAGUGGCUGCUGGCCAAUCCACAGCAUCAUGCUGCGUGGCUGGAUGAGAUCCUUGGACAGGUACGGCUGCCUCUCUUGCCCAUUUGUUUCCUUAUGGGUGUUGUGGCAAAGGAAGAGAUUGUCAAGCAGAAUCUAAAAUGUAGGGAUUUGCUGGAUGAAGCAAGGAACUACCACCUUCACCUGAGCAGCAGGGCAGUGCCUGACUUUGAGUACUCCAUUCGCACAACACCAAGGAAGCAGACUGCUGGUGUGCUGUUCUGUGUGGGUGGCAGAGGAGGAUCAGGUGACCCCUUCCGCAGCAUCGAGUGUUACUCCAUCAGUAGGAACAGCUGGUUCUUCGGCCCUGAAAUGAACAGCAGGAGGAGGCACGUGGGUGUGAUCUCCGUGGGAGGUAAAGUCUACGCAGUAGGUGGACAUGAUGGAAAUGAACACUUAGGAAGCAUGGAAGUAUUUGAUCCUCUCACAAACAAGUGGAUGAUGAAGGCAUCAAUGAACACAAAGAGGAGAGGCAUCGCCCUGGCGUCCCUGGGCGGCCCCAUUUACGCCAUCGGGGGCUUGGAUGACAACACGUGCUUCAGCGACGUGGAGCGCUACGACAUCGACUCGGAUCGCUGGAGCACCGUGGCCUCCAUGAACACUCCCCGGGGAGGAGUCGGCUCCGUAGCCCUAGUGAACCACGUUUAUGCUGUGGGAGGCAAUGAUGGUGUAGCAUCUCUUUCCAGUGUGGAGAAAUACGAUCCCCACUUGGAUAAAUGGAUAGAAGUGAAAGAGAUGGGUCAGCGAAGGGCUGGGAACGGUGUCAGCGAGCUCCACGGCUGCUUGUAUGUUGUGGGUGGCUUUGAUGACAACUCGCCCCUGAGCUCGGUGGAGCGCUUUGACCCGCGCUGUAACAAAUGGGAAUACGUGGCAGAGCUCACAACUCCCAGGGGUGGUGUUGGCAUAGCAACACUGAUGGGAAAAAUUUUUGCAGUUGGAGGUCAUAAUGGCAACGUGUACCUGAAUACAGUGGAAGCAUUUGAUCCCAUAGUGAACAGGUGGGAACUCGUGGGCUCAGUGUCACACUGCAGGGCAGGGGCGGGCGUGGCCGUGUGCUCCUGUCUCAGCAGCCAGAUCCGGGACGUGGGCCAAGGAUCCAGCAACGUUGUGGACUGCAUGUGAGCUCUGCUGCCUCCUGUGCCAUGCCUCCUCCAAAUUCCCAAGGAAUGCUACAAUGGAGGCACUGCAGAGCCUCUAAACACUGUGUUUUGUAUGGUAGGUUAAGGAAUAAAUCCAGCACAUUUUCUUUGUGAAAAUGGUAUCUUCUCCAACUGUAGAGCUUUUGGUGGCUUUCUGUCAAUAGUGAUACAGAAAAGCCUGUGAAAACAUGAAAUCAAAGUGUGACUCACAGGAACAAACCUGCCAAGAACUGCAACCAUCCCAUUUUUGAGAAGCUGUAAUUUCAGAAUCGUUUGAGGCAGCUGUUGCAAGGACUCAAUAUUGAACUGUAAAUCAGGCAUGUGGUGAGGAAAGCAGCAGCAGCUACUCCUGCUGAGCUUCCCCCAGCAGCCCUGCUACAUGUUCUCUGGAGAGCUUGAGUGCCAUUUCAUUUAACUUAUUUUCUGGAAUGGAGUCUUAAACGUUUCUCACUUGUACGAGAGCUUUGUAACAGAAGGUGUCUCAAGUUUUAGAAAUAAUUACAUCCCUGAUGCACACUGAGAUAACUGAGGCAGAGAAGUUCACUGCUCACCUCCCAAAGGAAUGCUGGCAACAGUGGAAAUUGCAGGGAAUCUGACUGAAAAUUGUCUUUCAAAGUCAUUUUUUUAGCUAAUAAAUUUUUUAGAAUGCUGGAAAGAUUCUGGCCUGAGUUCAGCCACUGGAUUACUGGCAUUCUCUAGUUUUCCAUAAAUUUGUAGUUACUACCCCUCUCCCCAAAGGAGAGUUUCUGUUGAGAGGGGCUUCCUGAAGUAACCAGUGUAAUUUGUCCUAUUUUCAGGUGAUAGUGCGUGGAAAUGUAGGCUUCAGUGGUGUUUGAAUCACUAUUUUUAUACAAAAUGGAAAUGCAUAAUAAAAUUUGUGGCAUUCUGUAAAACUUUUUAAUUGCAAAUCUCGAAGACUUGACUGAUUUCAGUAUCCAGUAGCAGCUCUGGUAACAUUGUGGAGUUACUUGCUCUUUUAAGGGAGCAGAUAAAUAACCUCAAACCCCUAAAUGAACCAAAGAGACCCAGCAAGAAAAACAAUUGGGAAUAAACCAGUACUUCCAUCAAAAAUUGAGAUAACAACGUGACAGCCCUGUAUACAAUCCCAAGUAAAGUCCUGCUGGAAAGACUGCAGAUUCCUGUUCCUGCAUCACCUUGUUGGUCCCCUUGAACAGACCAACAACUGACAAUCCUUUGUGACCAAAGUUUCCCAAUUACCAGGCUGUUCCAAAUGCCCAGGGAGAGCAGCAAACUUCUCUGUGUUCAGGAUCAGGAAGAGGCAGGACAGCAGGAGUGAGGAGGCACAGUUGUGUUUUUCUUUGGCUUUCCUGCCCAAAAUGGCUUUGCACUUUGGUAGCACCCAGGGACAAAGUGAACGGUACUGUAAAUAAUGAAACAUUGCAAUAAAACAUUUGUACUUCAAAACA